AUCCCCAUUGGCAGCAGGAACUGUCAGUGGGGGCAGAGGGAAGACCAGGGCCUGGACACCUGACCCAGGGCUGCCGGGCUGGCCCCGGAGCCGCGACCAGACUGGAGCUGACGGGACGGGCCGGGGCCGCCGCCGCCGCGCUGAGUGGAGCCCUGGGCGGUACGGCUCGUCCCGGCCCGACCCGCGGGACCAGAUGAGGAAACUGACUCAGAUUAAAUGACUUGCCUAUGGUCCUACAGCUAGUAUCAGAAGUGGGAUAUGAAUCCAAGUCUUUCUGAUUCCAAGUCUAGCACUUUGUCCACAUGACUACGAUGAACAAAAAGAAAGGGAGGCUUUGCUGAUGCUGGAAACAAGACUGUACUUUUGAUGCUUCUUUUCUAAGAAUUAGAGUCAGAUCAAAACACCAAGGCUCUUGUGAUCAUGGAACCCCAAUUGUGAAGGCCUAUGUGUCCCUUGUUGCCAUGACGACAGGCGACUGCUGUCAUCUCCCUGGCUCACUGUGUGACUGUACUGGAAACACGGCCUUUUCUAAGAUCGUGGCCGACCCGGACCUUGGGCAUCCGCAAUAUGUGACCCAGGUAACAGCCAAGGAUGGCCGGCUCCUCUCAACUGUCAUCAAAGCCUUAGGCCCGCAAAGUGAUGGACCCAUCUGCCGAAUCUGCCACGAAGGGUCCAGUGGGGAGGUGCUGUUGUCGCCCUGUGAUUGCACAGGCACGCUUGGUACCGUGCACAAGAGCUGCCUGGAGAAAUGGCUUUCUUCUUCCAACACUAGUUACUGCGAGCUGUGCCACACAGAAUUUGUGGUGGAGAGGCGGCCCCGGCCCCUCACAGAGUGGCUGAAGGACCCUGGGCCCAGGAAUGAGAAGAGGACCCUUUUCUGUGACAUGGUGUGUUUCCUGUUCAUCACACCCCUCGCAGCCAUCUCAGGCUGGCUUUGCCUUCGAGGGGCCCAGGAUCACCUACAGUUUAACAGCAGGCUGGAGGCUGUGGGACUCAUUGCUCUCACUUUAGCACUUUUUACUAUCUACAUCCUCUGGACAUUGGUUUCAUUCCGCUACCAUUGCCAGCUGUAUUCAGAGUGGAGAAGGACUAAUCAAAAAGUCCGUUUAAUGAUUCUGGACUCUAAAAGCUGUAAGACAGCCCAGCAUUCAUUGCUGUCAACUAUGCUUCUCAAGAAAACAGCAGAAGAAACUACUGUGUGAGUGCCCUGGAAAUGGUAGCCCUUGAAAGAGAGGGGUUAAUCCUGACCCACCAUAAUCCAGAGAGGAGUCCAACCUAAAGGAAUCAGCUGGCAUACGGGAAUUACAGAGGAAGAAGGAAAGCUGACCACACUGUUGGCUGGCCCAGGAUCUUGAGAAUAUAAUUGGGAAGACUCAGCUUUUUAAGGAAGGACACAACUAUCUCUUUCACCCAAAUCUGGGUUGACUUUGUUACAAUAUACACUAAGUGGAGUAUAUUCUAUAUAUGUACAUAUUUUUUCAAUUUCCUUGCAUAAAAUUUCUGUAUAUUAUGUUGACAGACUUGGUUUUAAGCUUCAGUACUGAAGCUGGCAGCUUGAUCUCAUCUGAGGUUAAUUACAUGCCCUGUUCUGGAGUCACUCAAAGACAAUUCAUGUUUCACAUUGCCCUUGCCCUAGGAGGAAUUUGCUAAGAUCUUGGGAGGCUAUCUUCAUAUCUGCACUUUCUUUUAUGGUGUCAUACUUUAUAAAAGUUUCUGUGUUUUAAAGAUCACCCUGAAGGAAUAAAAUGAGCUCUUAAUGAACAUAA
Trichosurus vulpecula (common brushtail) is the source of this 1766-nucleotide messenger RNA. RefSeq names its product membrane associated ring-CH-type finger 2 (gene MARCHF2). Gene Ontology annotation, biological process: protein ubiquitination. The record is from RefSeq and is a predicted model, not a curated record. Gene Ontology annotation, molecular function: zinc ion binding; ubiquitin-protein transferase activity. The transcript is spliced from 7 exons. The coding region runs from base 462 to 1202 and encodes 246 amino acids. Lineage: Eukaryota; Metazoa; Chordata; Mammalia; Diprotodontia; Phalangeridae.